This is a messenger RNA of Sesamum indicum (sesame), 2901 nucleotides long. The record is from RefSeq and is a predicted model, not a curated record. Lineage: Eukaryota; Viridiplantae; Streptophyta; Magnoliopsida; Lamiales; Pedaliaceae.
CAUUCCCCAUCUUUUAUGUCUGGAUUCUUGUUUAUUUUACACGUUUCUCUCUCCUCCCUCUUGUUUCUCUCUCCUCUUUUCACCUUUUAUAAAUAGGGCCUUGCUGAGAGCCACAGAGUUUCUCUUCCCUUUUGGGGUUUCCUGGGAGGCGGCCCCUUUCUCUGAAAAAACCCAUUUCAAGAAUUGAAAAAUCUUUUCAGGAUCUGAGGACGACAAACAGAACACCAACCACACUCACUUGGGGGAAACCCACAAUUAAGAUUUUAGUUAUUUGUAUACGUGUUCUUUGCUUUUGUAGUGUGGUGGAGUUGGUUGAACUUCAGAUUCUCCGAAGAUUAAGUACAGGCAGGGAAUGAGCAUUGCAGAAUUUGGAACUUUGACACUGCAAGGGUGAUGGAUGCCGGGCUGGAUUGAUGUGUGAGAUUGGUUAAUGCAAGGCUGGAAAUGAACACAAGGACAUGGUGCAUGGACGACAUAAUUGUUUCUGGUCGGUUCCUGUAUUAGGAAGUUCCGGCCAGAGCGUAGGAAAGCCUUACUUGGUGGAGAGUUUGCCCCACUUUUUCCUUGCCCAAGUGCGAUGUCUCGUUGUUUUCCAUUUCCACCUCCUGGAUAUGAGAGAAAGAUUGGAUCUGAUGUUGUGAACUUGAUAGUAGAGGAGAAGCACAAGGAGAAGAAGCACAAGGAUAAGAAGGAUAAAGACAAGAAAGAAAGAAGUGAGAGAAAGGAAAAGGAGAGAAGUGAAGGUAAACACAAAGAGGAUAAGGACCGCAAGGAAAAGAAACAUAGGGACAAGAAGGAGAAGAAGAAAGAUAAGCAAAAGUCCUCAGAAGAGAAGAAAAGUGUAGGGUCCUUGGAAAUUCAGAAUGGUGAGAAGCUUGGUCCAGAUACCAAACCAAUUAAUGGAGUCCAGGAUCAUAAAAUUUUGGUGGAAUUGGGAAAAAGAGUUAGAAAUGAAGGUGGAGCUACAGAUAACCAGAUGGUUCAGAAAAUCACACUCACUGGACAAAGAAAGGCCAACCUUCCAUGGAAGAUGGAGGAGAAUGGUGAUGGCAUGUCGGCUGAAGCUAAUGAUGAUAUCAAGGACAAGAGAGAGCAUAGUAGGAUGGAUAAUGGCCAAAGUCUCAAACUUGACGCAAGGGGCUUGGGAAAUGGUUUGGUUGGGAAUAUUUCUGGAGAAAAUCAAAUUAAGGUUAAAGUCGGUUCCUGCCAAGUGGACACGGUUGAGAAGAAAAAAGAUGGAAAAGAAAAGAACAAGCACAGUAACUCUGUUGGUAAAGAAGAUGGGCACAAGAAUGAAGAUCGAGAUAAGAAUAGGAAAUCAAAGGACAAGAAAAGGAAAAAGGAAAAGAAAAAGGAGAAGGAGAAAGUCAAGGAUAUGGGUAAAGGGACGACAAAACUAGGACAUGGUAGUUCUCUAGAUCUUCAAGAGAAGAAACCCUCAGGUGUUCUGAAGGAGAGACCUGUCAGCCAUGGAGAGCUUGCAGAGCAAAAGGAGCCUGUGUUAAAUGGCUUUAUACAUGGCAAUGGAGUUCGGCCCCAUAAUAUGUCAAGGCCUGCUCUUUCCUCUCAUCAAGUCAGUUCAAAUGGAAGUGGUUUUCAUCCUCCUCAAAAUACUGUAAACUUGGCUGUGGAGAAAGGGGCUGUUAUUAUGAAUCAUAAGGUCAACAGUAAGGUUUUGUCCUCUCCAGCAGUGAUUCAAAAUGUUAGGAAUAGGGAACCUGGUCAGACUGCAAAUAACUCUAGAGCUGAAAACGGGAGGGCCACUGUUGCUAAUCAUGUGGCCGGUAAUGGACUUAGCUCCUCACAUAUUUCGGGAAUUGGAACAAAGAUGGAACUAUGCCAAACUGAUAGAAAUUUGGCCAAGGUGGAGCAGUUUGUCGACAACCACAGUGCUGAUGAAAAACUUCCAUCCUCACAUCCACGUGGGAGGGCAACCAUGGCUAAUCAUGUGGUGAGUAAUGGUCUUAUCUCCUCAGACGUUGCAGGUAUAGGAAGGAAGAUGGAACCAUGCCAAACUAAUAGGAAUGUGGCCAAGGUGGAGCAGUUUGCAAACAACGAUAGUGCUGCUGAAAGUUUUCAUUCCUCACAUCCAGUUGUGGAGAAUGGUAGAAAGAUUGCUGGACCUAAGAUUGACAAGGCUGUAGAUAGUCAAAGGGCAUAUGCUGUCCAUAAGAUGGAUGAGAAAGAGUUCAGGAAGAAUGGUACAUUAGAGUGUAAAGAUCUUGUGUCAUCGAGGCCUUCAUCUGCUUCUGUCAAAGAUAAGGAAAAGAUCGCUGCCUCUAUGAAGCCUCCUCAUCCGGACUUGAAAUAUCUGAGCCAGGUACUCACCAUUCCUAAAGUAGAAUGGUCUCAGUUUGACGAUCAGGACUGGCUGUUUGGCUGCAAGGAUUCCAAGGCAAAGAGGCCCAAACUGUCCUCUCAGAUUGAUUGGACAAAGCAGGUUUGGGCUGAAGCAAUACAAGUGGAGUCUGCAGAUGUUACUUUUAUGCCGUAUGUCAUUCCUUACUAGACGAAUAGAUAAGUACACUUCUUGUUGUCACCUUGAGUUGGGAGAGAGCAAAAGUCCCCAUCUUAGUUUGAUGACAUCUUCCACGCCCCUCUAGGGAUAAUGGGAUUCAUAUCCUGAUUUUGGCUUUCAGUUGGUUCUGGAGGUUAUUACUGAAUGGAACAAUUACACUACACUGCUAGUCAAAUACUAGCUCUUGGCCAAAGAUGGGGCACAAUAAGUUGCUGGCUGAUACUUGUGUUAUUCGGCAUAAAAGAUGAACUACCUACGUGUUUACGUGCACUUCCACAGGUUCUUGAUUGAGGAGAUGAGCUCCUGCAACUUAGAUGCAUCAAAACGUGAGCUAGAGUGACAGAUUGUAUCCGUAGAGCAGUGAAGUCUACUGGGGGUGGGGG